CGUGUUAUCUCUCUCAACGCCUCCUUUACUCCUUUGUUUGGUACUAUCUCACCGGAGAUUGGGAUGUUAAAUCGUGGAUCUAAUUUUAGCAGCCAAUAAUUUCUCCGGUGCGUUACCAAUGGAGAUGAAGAAUCUAACUUCUCUCAAGGUUUUGAAUAUCUCCAACAAUGGAAGCUUCCCUGGAGAGAUUGUUAAAGCUAUGGUUGAUCUUGAAGUUCUUGACGCUUAUAACAACGAUUUCACCGGUACGUUACCAUUGGAGAUUCCAGAGCUUAAGAAGCAUAAACACCUCUCCCUCGGUGGGAAUUUCUUCAACGGAGAGAUUCCAGACAGUUAUGGAGAUAUCCAAAGCUUAGAGUAUCUUGGACUCAGAGCUGGACUCUCCGGUAAAUCUCCGGCGUUUCCAUCUCGGCUCAAGAACGUAAGAGAAAUGUAUAUUGGCUACUACAACAGCUACACCGGCGGUAUUACACCGGAGUUCGGCGGUUUAACAAAGCUUGAGAUCCUCGACAUGGCGAGUUGUACUCUCACCUUAACCGGAGAAAUUCCUCAAAGCUUCAUCGAUCUUGGAAACAUCACUCUGAUCAAUCUCUUCAGGAACAAACUCUACGGACAAAUACCAGACAUCAUCGGAGAUUUACCAAAGCUCGAAGUCUUUGAAGUGUGGGAGAACAACUUCACGUUACAAUUACCGGCGAAUCUUGGCCGGAACGGGAAACUGAUAAAGCUCGAUGUAUCUCAUAAUCAUCUCACCGGACUUAUCCCCAUGGAUUGUUCACGUGUAUAUGGCUACAUGCUGGGGUUUUUCAUGUUCUUGCCAACAUUACGCAUUGGAUUGCUUUAUAUGAUAUCUGGAUUUGGUGGAAGUUUGUUAUCAUCUCUCUUUAACCGGGCUGGCAUAUCCGUUGGUGCCUCUGGUGCAUUAUUCGGCUUGCUUGGUGCUAUGCUUUCAGAGCUUCUCACUAAUUGGACUAUUUACGCAAAUAAGUUUGCAGCUCUUUUGACACUCAUCUUCAUCAUAGCCAUUAAUUUAGCAGUAGGUAUUCUUCCACAUGUAGACAACUUUGCCCAUCUUGGAGGAUUCUCAUCCGGGUUUCUUCUAGGCUUUGUUUUCAUGAUCCGUCCUCAGUAUGGAUACUUCAACCAGAGGAAUAAUCCUCGCGGUUAUGCUGCACCGUCUGCUAAAUCCAAACACAAGCCAUACCAAUACGUUCUUUGGAUCACCUCUUUAGUGCUUUUAAUAGCUGGUGGCACAAGAAAGUCUCACACUUGCGACCCAAUGACGCUGAAAGUCAAACAAGAAACGAAUCAACCGAUAAACCCACGAUCGGAUUCAUCUUGAGAACAGAAAGAGAUGAGAAGAAUAGAAGAAAUGGGGGUUAAAGGUGAAAGAAAGAGGGAGAAGAUUUGGCUGAUUAGAGAAGCCACUCUCUUAAAUCUGUGAUAAUCUUUUUACAAAAUACCAAAGCAUAAAAGGCCUAACGAUAA
Arabidopsis arenosa is the source of this 1488-nucleotide messenger RNA. NCBI's taxonomy places the organism in Eukaryota, Viridiplantae, Streptophyta, Magnoliopsida, Brassicales, Brassicaceae. The record is from the annotation of a GenBank genome assembly.